Messenger RNA from Suillus clintonianus, 726 nucleotides. RefSeq lists its product as uncharacterized. The record is from RefSeq and is a predicted model, not a curated record. NCBI's taxonomy places the organism in Eukaryota, Fungi, Basidiomycota, Agaricomycetes, Boletales, Suillaceae. The annotation marks the transcript as partial. The transcript is spliced from 3 exons.
GACGCCCUCGAGCAGUACAUGGCGUCUCCACAUACUCAUGCUGUCAGAGAAGCUGUGAGCGCUGCCGUCCUCACAUAUGAAGAAGCUGAGAGCACUGCCGUCCUCACAUAUGAAGAGGCUAAGCGCACUGCCUUCCAUGAACGUGAAGAAGCUGAGAGGACUGACGUCCACGCUUAUGAAGAAGCUCAGAGCGCUGCCGUCCACGCAUAUGAAGAAGCUGUGAGCGCCGCCGUCCAUCAAUAUCAAGGAAACCGGUCUACUUGGAUGGCGAAGUUGCCGUUCGAGCGCUUCUGGAGGAAGGAGAGGAGGGCAAAAGAAUCUUUUGAACGCUCUCAGGCCAAGAUGAAACAAGAUUUCGAACGUUCUCAGGAGGAAGCGAAACAGGCUUUUGGGCUUUCUCGGGAGAAAGCGAAACAAGCUUUUGAAGCGAGGGCAGAGUUACGACAAAGAAUUCUUCAAAUCGUUUUACAGCAUCGCCUGCUCCGGUUCGAAGUGGAGUCGAGGUGUCUCGGCGGUGAACGCGGGUUUCUUGAAUGUGGUCUGUCGAGGUAGUUUCAGGAGGUGGAAUUGUACGAAAUAGCUGCAUGAUCAUGCAAUCUGGCGUUUUUUCUGGUAUGGGGUAUACGUCUUUGAAUGAUGUCGGUCACCCUGAGCCGAGACGGUGGCAAGACCGAUUGGGCUUGAUUGUCAGUUGUACUCCCAAGUAUCCGUGGUCUGAUUGCAAGU